ACAAAACCUCAAGAACAGAUCAGCAGUAUAACAGCAUUACAGGAAACAUAACCUGAUUUUGUGUGGCUGCAUCACCUAGUUUGGCCUAUCACGUCCACCAUUACCCACACAAGCACUCACACCUACAAGAGGAUGGAGGUUUGGAUCCUGCUGAUAUUUAUUCAUCAAGGAUACUCACUGACUUCUGUGACCAGAGGUAAGGUUGGGGAAGCUGUGACCUUCACAUGCCAGUUUUCUGAUGUGGAGAACACCAGAAUCAAGUGGUACAAACAGGCUGUUGGGGAUACGCUUAAAUUAAUAACAGUUCUGAUGAAAGGCACUGUUGAGCCAACGUUUGAAGAAGGCAUUUCUCCCUCACGAUUUAAUGCUACCUAUACUACAGUAAAGUCCACAAUGACCAUUCUGAAGACCGUUAAAGAGGAUGAAGCCUUUUAUCACUGUGCCAUCUCCACCUGGAAGAUGGAUUACUGGACUGGGACCUUUUUGUCUUUAAAGGAGAAAAGUUCAAAAACUGUGAACUACACGGUUGUUCAGUUGCCGAGGGUGGUUGAUCCAGUUCAGCCAGGAGACUCUGUGACUCUCCAGUGUUCAAUCAUCUCAGAUUCUCAGACCUCAUCCUGUCCAAGUGAACACUGUGUGUCCUGGUUUGGAGUUAGAAAAGACACAAUUCUUGAAAACAUCCUCUUUACCCAUAAAAACGGAUUUCAAGAAUGUGAUAGCAAAGCUGAAGAAUCAUCUUCUACAAUGAGCUGUAUUUAUCACCUCUCAAUGAAUGUCAGCUCCUCCGACAGUGGGACCUACUACUGUGCUUUGGUUACUUGUGGGGAAGUUAUAUUUGGAAAUGGAGAAAAGCUUCAAAUUGAAGAAUCUGGCGGGACUCUUUCUCUGAUGUGGAUUGUCUUGGCUGUGGGUGUGCUAGUGUGCCUUCUUGUCCUGAUCAAGCAAAGGCCAGACUCUUGCAAUGCUGCACAGCGUAAACAACGAAUUGUUGAGAAAUGGAAUCUAAAGAGAGAAGAAACACAAAUGUACUCUACUGCCAUCUUUACGAAGAUGUCAAAUGCAAGGGACAAAGAGACGAUGGCUUUUGGAGUGGAAUAGCAAGUCAGUAACUGGGCUUUUUGUUCAGUGGACUGCUGUUAUAAACUGCUUUUAUGGUCAUGUUGCUCUCUUAAAGACAAAGGCACAAAAGUCUUAAAUACUCUUCAGAUACAGAAAACCUGAAGUACCACUUCCCCAGGGCAGCUGUAGCUACAUAGCAGCUCAUCAUCACCAGUGUGUGAAUGGAUGAAUGAUACAUUGUAGUGUAAAGCACUUUGGAGUUCUCUGACUCCGAAAGGCGCUAAACAAGUGCGGGGCAUUCGUGAGUGUCCACCCUGAGACUGGGGAAUCAUGGGUUCAUUUCCACAGUCAGGUCAUACCAAAGACCAAAUGCCUCCCUUCUUGACACUCAGCAUUAAGGGGUUCAACUGGGGGCUUAAACCACCGAAUGGUUCCUGAGCACAGCCGUGUCUGCAGCUCACCGCUCCCACAGGGAACAGGUCAAAUGCAAAUUACAAAUUUUGCACACAUGUCAAUGUGUGUGACACCUAAUGGGACUUUGACUUUUUCCUGUUUUUUGUCAAAGGUCUUUUAAGUCACAAUACCUAUAUUACCCUGGUCGUGUGUGUUGAUUUAGGGUGAAGGUCAAUAGAAUAAAUGUCCUAUUGUUUGGUCACAAUCUCAGUAUCUGAAAUAAAUUAUUUUGAACACUUUUUAGUUGUGUUUGACUUACAUGCACACACUUUU
This is a messenger RNA of Nothobranchius furzeri (turquoise killifish), 1785 nucleotides long. RefSeq lists its product as uncharacterized. Gene Ontology annotation, biological process: response to bacterium. The record is from RefSeq and is a predicted model, not a curated record. Lineage: Eukaryota; Metazoa; Chordata; Actinopteri; Cyprinodontiformes; Nothobranchiidae.